ACUAGAAAGUAGGUAGAUUAGCUGUAGUGUGUGUGUGUGAGUAAUUCCGUCCAUACAGUGUCGCUCGUAUUGCCAUAGGUUCGCGCGUGUGUUUGUGUUUUAGUUUUUAGACUGUCGGAACUUAAAUACAUAUUGGAAUGUUUUAAAAAUCAUGUGUAACCGAUGGCUUCUGCCGACGAGGAAUUUAUAAAACAGCUCCGAGAAGUGUUCGACUUAUGCGACGAGUUGAAAUGCGGCAUUAUUUCUGUGAACCAAUUACGGGACAUAGUACGGAAACACUUCGGGGGCAGUGAGGAGGAAGUUGUGCAGUUAAUUGAGUGCCUAGAUCCUAAUCAGCAUGGUGUGGUCACUUUCGCCGAUUUUUGCAGAGGAGUACAGUCCACCCUCCAAAUCAAAGGAGUUAACUUUGAGGAAGCCGCCCUUAGAAGUCAGCAGCCCAGCGUGACGGUGAGCGGGACGAAUCGGCGGGACGACGAGUGUUCGCCACCCCCUCCCGGCGACACGGACAGUGCCAUCGCCACAGGAAGUGACGUCAGCAGGGAGUCCUUGGCGGACAAACACGACAGUGGAAGCGAUGAAGCAGAAGAAAAUUACACUUGUCUGGGACACUUGUCCCGGCCCGACAACAGUUCCGGCAGCUUCCGGAGCGCCAGCAGUCACGGCAGCAGCCAUCCGUCCAGGAGAAGGAGGAGUUCCCGGAUGCUCAACAGGUCGGGCUCUAAGAGACUUUCCUCCAGUGCAUUAGCCAGUCAGCUCCACCGCAAUGGCAGCCGCAGAAAUUCUCAGAGUUCCGACGAGUAUCCGAUGGAUGUCCCUAUGUCCAUCGAAGACGAUGUUCUCGAUCUCAACCAAAAGGUUCAGGAGCUUCAACAGCAGGUGGCUACGCUGACUGACAAUCAAAUGAAUACAGAUGAGAGGUACAUUAAAGUAAAGCAAGAAAAUGCUGCUCUACAAAAUAAGAUUCAUUCUCUGGAGGAACAGCUCAGGGAACUCGAAAUCCGAAGUGAGGAGCGAAUAGAAACUGAGCAACAGAAAUUCAAGGAGAUUAUGACUCGGUGCGAACGAGAAAGCAAGCAAGAAGUAGAGCAAUAUGCUACCAAGCUCUUUGCUCUGCAGAAAGAAUAUAUGGAAAUGAGUGAAGAAUCCCUUAAAUUAAAAACCUUAGUAGAAAAACUAAAACAGGAAAAGCAUGAACUUCAGCAACAACUGCUGGAGUGUACAACAGAAUUGCUUAACCUGCGAGAAGACCAUAUGAGAUUGCAAGAAGCAGUUCGAAGAGAAAGGGAAGAAUUCCAGAUUGAAAGGACUAAUAACAAUAAGUUGCUGGAAGAACUAACCAAAGAAUUAGAAAAACAUUCCGAAAUGCAACCAGACACUCGUUUGCGAAGCCCAAGUCUCCUCGAGUUGCCUGCUCAGUACCGAGAACUCCAACAGGAACUCCGCAAAGUCAAAGAUGAAAACAAAUUAAUCCUCGAAACCAAUGAGGAAUUGAAUGCUCAGCUUUUAGCCAAUAGCCUACAAGAAGGCAGGACGUUAGUAAAUCAAAAUUCUGCCGUCUCAUUAGCUGAUGAAUUUGAAACUCUAACCAAAGAUGAAAUGAUGAAAGCAUUACAUGAUCAAAAAGAAGUAAACGAGAAAUUGAAAGCAUACAUCGAUGGAAUCCUACUCAACAUCCUUGAAAAUCAUCCUCAGCUCUUAGAAGUGAAAAAUCCAAUGUGAGGCACUUUUAGUACUCCACAGUUAAAUAAACUUUAGAACAUUCAUUGAACUAUACAAAAGAGGUUUUAUUUUUUGACUGCUGCAAAGGACCCCGACCUGGAGAAUGUUGAUUUUAUUUGUUAAAUGUGCUUUUAAUUAUGUAUUGUUGAUCUCAGUGACCAAUGGAUCUUGCGACUGUUGAAAAUUUGUUGUGCAAAAGAAAUCUUUGGAAUCAGGAAUGCCUACCUUCGCGAGCAGUUCCUUCUGUGUAUAGAAUAUUUAAUAAUAAAAAAUGGAAAAAGUGUUUA
Molecule: messenger RNA, 2006 nt
Organism: Argiope bruennichi
Lineage: Eukaryota; Metazoa; Arthropoda; Arachnida; Araneae; Araneidae
Product: rab11 family-interacting protein 4B-like
Exons: 15
Coding region: 163-1719 (518 amino acids)
Biological process (GO): endocytic recycling; regulation of cytokinesis
Cellular component (GO): midbody; recycling endosome membrane; cleavage furrow
Molecular function (GO): calcium ion binding
Source: RefSeq, a predicted model, not a curated record